AUGUACCGUGCAUUAGCUUUAAGACAACUACACUCUAAUAUUACCAGAGCCGCACUUGCGCCUCAGGUUAGAAAUAUUGCAACCACUAGAGUAUUGCAAAAGUCUAUCAUUGAUUCUGCUAAGGAUACUUUGAGCACUCUCAACAAAAAAACUGGUGAAGUUCUUGCAGGAGGAAUGGAAAAGGCUGAAGAAGCUGUGCCAGAUGUUUCCGUAAGCGAAGCGCUCAAUAAGGCCAAUAAGAAGACUGGUGAAGUACUUGCUGAUGGAAUGGAAAAGGCUGAGAAAAUUGUUCCUGGAUCUAAAAAGGAAGCAAAGGACGUUGCUGAAGAUGCCAAGGAAAAGGUACAAGAGUACUCUGAAGAUGCCAAGGAGAAGGUACAAGAGUACUCCAGUAAAGCAAACAAGAAAACCGGGGAAGUUCUUUCUGAUGGGUUAGAAAAGGCUGAGGAUGCUAAAGAACGUGUUGAAGCUAAGGCCAAAGUAGUUAAGAACUCAAGUGGUUACAAAGACUUGCAGGACAAGGGGAAGAAGGUUGAAAGCGAGCAGAACCGUCCAGAUGAUGCCGUCUAA
Dujonia railenensis is the source of this 570-nucleotide messenger RNA. Lineage: Eukaryota; Fungi; Ascomycota; Pichiomycetes; Serinales; Debaryomycetaceae. The record is from the annotation of a GenBank genome assembly.